This is a messenger RNA of Saitoella complicata NRRL Y-17804, 1890 nucleotides long. RefSeq names its product Vps18 protein-like protein. NCBI's taxonomy places the organism in Eukaryota, Fungi, Ascomycota, Saitoellomycetes, Saitoellales, Saitoellaceae. The annotation marks the transcript as partial. Gene Ontology annotation, biological process: vesicle-mediated transport; intracellular protein transport; endosome organization. Gene Ontology annotation, molecular function: protein-macromolecule adaptor activity. The transcript has a single exon. The record is from RefSeq and is a predicted model, not a curated record. Gene Ontology annotation, cellular component: endosome; HOPS complex.
UCCCGAUUCCAUUUCAUCAUUCUCUCAGACAUGACCGUCAAAGCCAUAUCCCGCCUCGAUGGCCGCCUAGUCUGGACCACCACCGUUCCCAUUUCUAGCGUGAAGGAGAGUAUUCUUGGGGUUGUCGCGGAUCCGGUUGCGCAGACGUUGUGGUUGUAUACCACGACGAGUAUUUAUGAGAUCGUGAUUACGGAUGAGACUCGAGAUGUCUCCGCCACCCUCCUCACACAAAAGCGCUUCGAGCCCGCAAAGAUCUACGCAUCGACCCCCGCUCAACGUGAUGUAGUCAACAUCGCCCUCGCCGACGACCUCCUGACUCAAGGAGAAUACAACGCAGCCGCUGAGGUCUAUGCCGCGACGAGUAAAGAUUUUGACGAAGUUUGUCUUGCUCUCAUUGAUGCGGGGGAACAACUCGAUGCUUUACGGCUGUAUCUGCGGGCAAAGAUGGACACGUUCGGAGUUGUCAAAAAGAGGAGUGGGCCGGAGAUGAUGGGCAGGUGUAUGGUGGGCACGUGGUUGGUUGAGGUGUAUAUGGCGAAACUCAACGCGCUCGAAGAUACGUCCUCGUCGUCCGCUGAGGAGGUUGAGUCUAUCAAGAACGAGUGGAAAGAUUUUAUUAACAGAUACAAGGGUGAUUUGGAUCGGAAGACGGUUUAUGACCUCACGACUUCACAUGGUCGGAAUGAGGAGCUUUUGUCGUUCGCGACGGCGGUUGAGGAUUGGUCGUUUAUCCUCAAAUACUGGGUCGAGCGAUCGGAAUGGUCAAAGGCACUACAGAUGCUCUCGAAACAAACCGAGCCAGAGGUCUUUUAUAAAUAUGCGACGGUCCUCAUGACCCACGUUCCGUCCGAAACAGUCGAUAUCUGGAUGCGAAACGCGAACCUGAAUCCUCGGGGUUUGGUUCCCGGGUUGUUGGCGUAUAAUGCGAAGAUCGGGGGAAGGAGUACGAGGAAUGAGGCAGUGAGGUAUUUGACCUACGUCACGACCACGCUGGGGAACACCGAUGCUGCUGUCCACAAUACGCUUCUCGGGAUCUUGGUUGCUGCAUCGGCGGAUGAGACGGCGUUGUCGCAUUAUCUGAGACGGCAGGAUGGAGACAAGACGAUGGCAAAUGGCCCGUACUAUGAUUUGGAUUUGGGGUUGAGGCUGUGUUUGCAGUAUGGCCGUGUUGCGAGUUGUGUGCAUAUCUAUUCAUCGCUGGGACGGUAUGUGCAGGCUGUUGAACUUGCGCUCAAGCACAAUGAUGUGGAACUCGCUAUCUCCAUUGCGGAUGGUCCGACGGAUGAUGACACACUGCGCAAGAAUCUCUGGUUAACAGUCGCGAAACACGUCGUUAAGAGAGACGGCGGAAUCAAGACCGCGAUGGGGAUUUUGAAGAAGUGUGAUUUGUUGAAGGUGGAGGAGUUGAUGCCGUACCUUCCUGAUUUCGUCCUCAUCGAUGAUUUCAAAGAGGAGAUAUGCAAUGCGUUGGAGGAUUACUCCAGGCAGAUUGAUCGGUUGAGUAAGGAUAUGGAUACUUCCACCCGGUCUGCGGAGACAAUCAGGCAGGAUAUCGCGUCACUCCAGAAGAGAUACGCCGUCAUCCAACCCGGCGAGAGAUGUUAUAUCUGUCAAUACCCGCUACUUACCCGACAAUUCUACAUCUUCCCCUGCUCCCACUGUUUCCACGGGGAUUGUCUCACGACACGGGUUGUACAGUCAUCAGGUCUCCGUCGUUGGCAACAAAGACGGAUCACGGAGUUACAGGCUGAGAUCCAGAAUGCCGCUUCUACUGGGGGUGAUGUGAGGAAAGCAAAGGAUGAGUUGGACGAGAUUGUUGCGGGAGAGUGUGUGCUUUGUGGUGAUGCUGUGGUUAGGAAAAUUGAUGAGGGGUUUGGUGGGGACGCAGAG